AUGUAUAAUCCACCACCACCAUCCGGUUCACAAGGUAACAAUAAUUAUUAUAGACAACCAUCAUCCACACCCGGUGUUUCUAACCCAAAUCCACAAGCUAAUCAAUUUUUACCACCUCCACCUUCUAAUACACAAGCUCCAAGACCAGGAUUUCCACCAAGUGCUCCACCACCAAGUGCCCCAGCAGGACAAUACAGUAUGCCACCACCACCACAACAACAGCAACAAGCAGGACAAUAUGGUAUGCCACCACCACCAUCAGGUUCAGGUAUAGGUACAGGUGUUUCAUUAGUAAAAGAUCAACAAAUUUCAUUAAGUAAAGAGGAUCCAUAUCUUAGAAAAUUAACAGUAGGUUUAGGUUGGGAUGUAAAUACAACACCAAGUGCACCAUUUGAUUUGGAUGCAGUAGUUUUUAUGUUGGGUGCAAAUGGUAUGGUUCGUCAACCAGCAGAUUUUAUUUUUUAUAAUAACAAACAAUCUAGGGAUGGUUCAAUCUUUCAUCAUGGUGAUAAUUUAACAGGUGCAGGUGAUGGAGACGAUGAAGUCGUAUCUGUAAACUUACAAGCAGUUUCACCUGACGUUACUCGUUUGGUUUUCGCCGUCACCAUUCAUCAACCUGAAUUAAGAAGACAAAAUUUCGGUAUGGUUCCAAGAGCUUUCAUUCGUAUUGCAAACCAAGAAACAACUAGAAAUAUAUGUAGAUACGAUCUAACCAAUGAAGGUGGUACAAAUACUGCUAUGAUUGUUGGUGAAGUUUAUCGUGAUCCUCAAAAUCCUCAAAAUUGGUCAUUUAUUGCUGUUGGUAAAUCUUUCCCUGGUGGUUUACAAUUCCUUUGUCAAAUCUUUGGUGUAAAUGCGUCAUAA
Messenger RNA from Dictyostelium discoideum AX4, 864 nucleotides. RefSeq lists its product as hypothetical. The coding region runs from base 1 to 864 and encodes 287 amino acids. NCBI's taxonomy places the organism in Eukaryota, Evosea, Eumycetozoa, Dictyosteliales, Dictyosteliaceae. Gene Ontology annotation, cellular component: nucleus. The record is from RefSeq and is a predicted model, not a curated record. The transcript has 2 exons.